AUGUCUGUUAUAGCUGUAGCAGGCGGCACUGGCGGAGUGGGAAAGACCAUCGUCGAGACGUUGGUCGACGACCCCACGUUCACGGUGAUUGUGUUAUCGCGCGGUCAAGCAAAACAAGACGAACUCUUCAAAAAAAUCCAGCAAGUGCAGAUCGACUACGAGGACGUCCCCUCGAUGACCCAGCAGCUGGAACGACACAACAUCCACACCAUCAUUUCAGCCAUUGGCCUCAUUUCCGAAGACUCAAGUCAGUCUCAGCUGAACCUGAUCGAUGCUGCAGACAAGUCUCAGUCAACCAGGAGAUUCAUCCCGAGUGAAUAUUCCUUCAUCCAGACACCUGACCUCCUACCCGUGGACCCAAGCAUCCAAUUCUGGCUCGAUGCAGCCUCCCGCCUCAAGUCGAGCUCACUGGAGUACACGCGCGUGAUCCCCGGCUUUUUCAUGGACUAUUGGGGGAUGCCGCAUGUCCGAACCAAUCUGCAGCCGUAUACCUUUGGCAUAGAUAUUACCAGCGGCACCGCGGCCAUCCCCGGCGACGGCAAUGAUGUGAUCGGUAUGACCUACACGUACGAUAUGGCGGCUUAUGUGGUCCAUGCUCUUCGUCUCAGCGAAUGGCCCGAGUUCAGUGUGGUUGUGGGUGAUGAAGUCACCUACAAUCAAAUCUUGCACAUAGCAGAAGAGAUUUGGGGCAAGAAAUUUGACGUAACCUACGAUACUGUCGAUCAAGUCAAUAAGGGCGAUGUCACUGUACCCCCAAUGCCAAACACCUUGGGAUACUCGACCGACGACCUCAAGGAGGUCACCGCCCUCGUGAGUCGGCUUAUUAUCAACAAAGUCUUCGAACUGCCAAAGAAAGACCGCUUGAAUACCCGAUUUCCGGAUGUGAAGCCAAUUACGAUGAAGAGGUUUCUGGAAAAAGCAUGGGGAAACCAUCGCUCAUAA
Molecule: messenger RNA, 942 nt
Organism: Penicillium alfredii
Lineage: Eukaryota; Fungi; Ascomycota; Eurotiomycetes; Eurotiales; Aspergillaceae
Exons: 4
Coding region: 1-942 (313 amino acids)
Source: RefSeq, a predicted model, not a curated record